GCAAAACCUUUGACCUGUCUGUCACUCACCCUACCGCCCAUACUCCAUACCAUACUUCUUCUCAUCCGUGUAAGCAAAAACAUCUUUUUGUUCUUUACUCUUUUUCCCAUCAAAUUGAUUCACAUGAAUUCCGAACCAACUCCAACUUUGCUGUUCAAGAUUUCUCCUUCCCAUCAUACGCACUCUUAUUUGGGUUAGCAAUUAUAAUUUGUCUCUCGAUGUCGUCGAGACAUUUUCUACUGUUCUAACUGACUUGCAUCCUUUUCAGCAUGAAAAGAUCCUUGACCUCAAUGGGUCUGCAAGUCCUCUCAGGGGAUAUGUCUUGCCGUUCUUUCUAUAGAUGUUCAUCCGCUGUGACUUCGUGUUCAUUUCCUUUAUUCAAAGGAAGGAAUUCGAGAUAUAGAUACUCAGGGAAUUCAAGAACGUCCACAAGUUUCUCCACACAGGCAAUUCAUGGUUUCCCCGGCUUGUGUAAAGCGGGGAAACUGAAAUCAUUACAUUGCAAUUGCUUACCAGCCGAAAGGGUAAUUGAAAAAGUUUUUGAGGAUGAAAAGGGAAGAAAAAUGCAUACUGCUGCUACUCAGCAAUUGAAGAGUGGCAAUGGAGCUUUACCAUCCAGUAAAGGGUUGUCAAACUCAAUAGAGGAUGAGGCAUGGAAGUUGUUGCAAGAAUCAAUGGUGUAUUAUUGUGGUAAUCCUGUCGGAACAAUUGCUGCAAAUGAUCCCAAUGAUUCUAGUUGUCUCAACUAUGACCAAGUGUUCAUCCGUGACUUCAUACCCUCUGGGAUUGCUUUCCUGUUGAAAGGGGAGUAUGAUAUUGUACGGAACUUCCUCCUUCAUACUCUUCAAUUACAGAGUUGGGAGAAAACAAUGGAUUGCUAUAGUCCUGGACAAGGACUAAUGCCUGCAAGCUUCAAAGUGCGUACUGUUCCAUUGGAAAAUGAUGAGGGUGGAACUGAAGAUGUUUUGGAUCCUGACUUUGGUGAAGCAGCGAUUGGCCGUGUUGCACCUGUUGAUUCUGGAUUAUGGUGGAUUAUAUUACUGCGGGCAUAUGGGAAAUGUUCGGGAGACCUAUCUCUAGUAGAGAGGGUGGAUGUUCAAACGGGAAUGAAAAUGGUAUUAAAGCUAUGUCUUGCUGAUGGUUUUGAUAUGUUCCCUACUUUAUUGGUGACUGACGGCUCCUGCAUGAUUGAUCGCCGCAUGGGCAUUCAUGGCCACCCUCUUGAAAUUCAGGCAUUGUUUUAUUCAGCCCUACUAUGUGCAAGGGAGAUGCUUGCUCCUGAAGAAGCUUCCAUCGACCUUCUAACCGCCCUUCACAAUCGUCUUCUCGCACUCUCAUUUCACAUCCGUGAAUAUUACUGGAUUGAUGUAAAAAAACUAAAUGAAAUCUACCGUUACAAAACAGAAGAAUACUCUUAUGAAGCGAUCAACAAGUUCAACAUAUAUCCUGACCAGAUUCCUCACUGGCUGGUAGACUGGAUGCCAAGUGCAGGUGGCUAUUUAAUUGGCAACUUGCAGCCAGCUCACAUGGACUUCCGCUUUUUCUCUCUUGGGAAUUUGUGGUCAAUUGUGAGCAGUCUUGCCACGACGGAUCAGUCUCAUGCCAUAUUGGAUCUUAUUGAAGCGAAGUGGGAUGAUUUAGUGGCAAAUAUGCCCCUCAAGAUAUGUUAUCCCGCUCUUGAAGGUCAGGAGUGGCGUAUCAUAACCGGUGGCGAUCCAAAGAACACGCCUUGGUCUUAUCACAAUGCUGGUUCUUGGCCAACUUUGCUUUGGCAGCUGACAGUGGCAUGCAUUAAAAUGAAGAGGCCAGAGAUUGCUGAAAAUGCAAUUAAUAUUGUGGAGAAGCGCAUAAGUAGAGACAAGUGGCCUGAAUAUUAUGACACGAAACGGGGUUCUUUCAUCGGGAAGCAGGCACGCCUCUUCCAAACAUGGUCUAUUGCUGGUUAUCUUGUGGCAAAGCUCCUUGUUGCCAAUCCUAAUGCGGCAAAGAUGUUAAUUACCAUUGAGGAUACAGAGCUUCUUAGUGCGUUUUCCAGCAUCCUCAGUUCUAAUCCCCGUAGAAAACGAUCUCGGAAAGCAACUGCAAAGCAGAGUUACAUAAUAUGAAUUUAGUCGAAAAUUGAUUAAUGAUUACUGAUUAUUGUCCGUCCCAAGCAGCCACGUUUGUUUUUGUUAUUCUGCUUGGUUCGUACAUUGUAUCAUAAUGAUAGGAUAUAUUAUUAUAUUGAAUGGUGAGACUUCUUGGGUUAUGUAAUAACUCAUACGCACAUUUUAUAUAGGAAUUACAUAAAUGUUUGCCUUUUGGUCUGGAUGGAUAUUUUCUUUCCAUUCUCACUGACAAAGCUUGUUCACUCUUUUACGUCCUAGUGAUCUCUUUGGGCUU
Messenger RNA from Cuscuta epithymum, 2382 nucleotides. Lineage: Eukaryota; Viridiplantae; Streptophyta; Magnoliopsida; Solanales; Convolvulaceae. The record is from the annotation of a GenBank genome assembly.